AUGCCGCUCAGACGACUCCUCGCCGGCGAAAAUUCCAUAUUUCGUCGGCCUGGCCAUUCCACGAUUUGUCUUCCCGAUGGCCAAUACAUCGAUGUCUACACUGACGACGAUGGGACUCUCGUCACCGGCGGAUCGGAGGGCCGGCCGCCACGGCCUGUCCAAGAAAUCUUCGCCGACAUCCGGCGCCGUCAGGCGGCCGCUGAGGACGCCUCCCGUCGCCUCCACUACCCGCAGCGUCGUCCACAACCCCGUCCACCAUCAGAUGCGGCCUCCACGACCCAACUACCUCCAACCCCCUCCACUCCACUCCACUCCACCAUCAGAAUCAGAUGCAGCCGACCCCCUGCAACCCCUUCCCCUCCCCUCCACCGUCAGCUGCAGCCUCCACAACCCGAACCCAUCCCCUACGCUCCAGGCAAGCCUCGCCCCUUUACACUCACCGACCUGGAUGCGAUACGUCGACGCGUAGCAGAUGCAUCUAAGGAAUUCGCCCACUCCGACUACGCUGUCGGGGAUGGACAACUCUUCACGGACGUCGACGAGAUAUCUCGACGCGUAGCAGAUGUACGCAUGGAAGUCGCCUGCUCCGACAUCCAGACGAGGCCCUACGAUCGGCCGCAACCUCCACAGUGCGAGUACCCUUCUUAUGAUGUGCCUGAGCAGUUGGAAACGCCACUGCUAGAGCCAAAGAACACCAACACUUCAUCUUCCUCCACACAGCCAGAGGCGCUAACUCAUGACAUCUUGCCAGUGUCAAGGCAAUCGUCUCCGCCUAUUUUCGCUCGCAAUCCUUCUGGUUGGCAUAUACAGUUUUUCAUCAGAAUAGAUGUCGAGGGUUCUUUCCACACGUAUCCUAGUCUGGGCGGGCCAUUUCAGAGCUUGCAGGAAGCUGAGAACGCUAUCACUAGCCAUCUUGACGAGCUGCGCUCUCCAAUGAUGUGCACAGAUGGGCUUUCGGAUGCUGAGAUUGGUAUAUUACACGCCCUUCACUGGCCUGAUGGCACAAGGAAGAAAUCUUCUAAAGGCAAUGCGGAACAUAGGAAUAUCAGCUUAUUGGUUCAAGCGUUACUGGACAAAUACAAUGAAGAUCACCAUCUUUUGGGGGAUUUUGAAUAUGAACUUGAUGAUGUUGUUAUCUUCCGAGAAUUUGUUGAGGGGGAGAAAGUGACUAGGUUCUAUCAUAUCAAUCUGGCUACAAAAACCAAAGGAGAAGAUGGUUUGCACAGUGGCGUCAACAAUCUAUUUUUUGCUGAAGUCAGACAAAUUAAAGGAGAAAAUGUAUAUGUACUCAGUUGUUUAUGUAUGGUUAAACCUACUGACAGUGGCCAAUGCUAUGGUUGCUUGAGUUAUGGAAAUGUUGAUUUGAAGCACCCUGUUGAUACUGAUAAAUACAAAGGUGGCCACACUGCCCCGCGCUCACCAUGUUGCGGUUUUGAUCUACGGUGUGAUGUAUCGAGGAUGAGGAGGCUAGGCUGGUGA
Molecule: messenger RNA, 1479 nt
Organism: Triticum turgidum subsp. durum (durum wheat)
Lineage: Eukaryota; Viridiplantae; Streptophyta; Magnoliopsida; Poales; Poaceae
Source: the annotation of a GenBank genome assembly